Molecule: messenger RNA, 525 nt
Organism: Talaromyces proteolyticus
Lineage: Eukaryota; Fungi; Ascomycota; Eurotiomycetes; Eurotiales; Trichocomaceae
Exons: 3
Coding region: 1-525 (174 amino acids)
Source: RefSeq, a predicted model, not a curated record
AUGGACCCAUACAUUGAAAUCGACCAGCCGGAGGGCAGUAAGCCAUUGAUCUCGCUCAAACUGUCGGCCUUGGGCUCUAGAGCCCACGCUCACAAAUGUCCGCCUGCUAACUAUGGGUUUACCGUAAACGAAAAAAACCCUGUUUCCGAUGAGAUUACCCUCAAAGAGUACAUUUCUCUCACACACAGCUUUAAUACCGAUGAGGAAAACACUAGAGAUCCUAGCCCAGGAACAACCGCAAACCCAGGUGAGACGGGAGAUCAGGAAGUGCCCACAAACCGGGCUAUUCGCAUCAAGCUGCUCUCUCUCUCCAGAGCGAAAAUAGAGGAUGACACUCCUGCUAAAAAAGAAGAGAAAAAAAAGGAAAAGCUCGCCCAAUCUACUUUGCAGAAGGAUCUGAAGGAGCUUUUCAAGUCGAUUGGCAAGUCUGGUGAUCUGGGCAAACUAGAGGAUGCAGCUAAAUUGCUGGGCGAUCUCACUUCUCUGAAGGAGAGCUAUACCACCCAAGCCAGGUGUGUCUUAUAG